CUUAAUAGCUGGUGUUAGCCGUGUGUCAGCCUCAUUAGUGGCGAGAAGAACAGUUAAACGGACUGUCACUUUAUUUAACAAAGAACACUAUGAAUCAAGAGAAGCUCGCUAAACUUCAGGCACAGGUCCGGAUAGGUGGAAAGGGAACGGCCCGCAGGAAGAAAAAGGUUGUUCACAAAACAGCAACAGCUGAUGACAAGAAGCUCCAAGGCUCACUGAAGAAACUGGCUGUGAACAACAUUGCAGGGAUUGAAGAGGUGAAUAUGAUAAAAGACGAUGGGACGGUGAUCCACUUCAACAACCCCAAAGUGCAGGCGUCUCUGUCUGCCAACACCUUCGCCAUCACGGGCCACGCUGAGACCAAGCAGCUGACAGAGAUGCUGCCAGGCAUCCUGAGCCAGCUGGGGGCUGACAGCCUCAGCAGCCUGCGCAAGCUGGCCGAGCAGUUCCCACGGCAAUCAAUGGACAUGAAAGCAGUCAAGGAGGAAAUCGCUGAAGAAGAGGAUGAUGAUGUCCCAGAUCUCGUGGAGAACUUCGACGAAGCCUCAAAGAACGAAGCAAACUGAUGAAUCCCCUUAGUUUUUCUUUCUCCUUCUUCUUCCAUCAACCGUUUGUUUUUGUUUUUUUUCUUUUAAACCUCCUGGCAAACUCACAAAGGGCAUUUCCUCUUGUGGGGAAAAACGGUUGUUAAAGGUGCAAUGCAUCCUCUUUGGAGACGUGAACCACUUGGGUUUUAGCCAGCCUCAGCAGCACGACACCAACAACAUGCAGAUACAGUAGGUUUAUGAUUUGUGUAGGCUGUGACAUCGUGGACACGCAGAGAGAACGAGACCCAAGAUCUGUGCCACUCUCAGCACCCAAAGGACUCGAACCGCAUUAAAAAUAAGCUUUCUACAUGGUUUAAACGUGGCUAGUAUUUAAGAGAUUGUUUAUUAAAUUACAAUAAGAGUGAAUUAAAAGUUCAUUUUACAUAUAGUGGUGAUUAUGAAUUUAAUAAAACAUUUUUGGGCUAUU
Molecule: messenger RNA, 1014 nt
Organism: Scomber japonicus (chub mackerel)
Lineage: Eukaryota; Metazoa; Chordata; Actinopteri; Scombriformes; Scombridae
Product: transcription factor BTF3 homolog 4-like
Exons: 6
Coding region: 90-566 (158 amino acids)
Source: RefSeq, a predicted model, not a curated record